Aphanomyces astaci is the source of this 1326-nucleotide messenger RNA. RefSeq lists its product as hypothetical. NCBI's taxonomy places the organism in Eukaryota, Oomycota, Saprolegniomycetes, Saprolegniales, Verrucalvaceae. The coding region runs from base 6 to 1013 and encodes 335 amino acids. The transcript has 3 exons. The record is from RefSeq and is a predicted model, not a curated record.
GUCCGAUGUCUUCUCGAAGAAGGUACACUGUACACGGGAUGUCGCAGCGCAGCAUGAAGGCAACUAAUGACAGUGGCGCCGGAGGCCCGACAGCGGAGGUUGAGGGCUCUUCCGUGUGGUCCAGUGACCUCGAGAAUGACAAGGACGACGACGACAAUGACAAAUCUGCGGCGUUGAAUUCAGAGGACAAGAAGACCCGUCGACGAGCCCAAAUCGCCAAAUCUGCGCGAAAGCACCGCGUGCGGCAGAAAGCUGAGCUCCACGAGUUGCGGGCUCAAGUCCAGGAGCUCACGGCGGCGCUAUCGUCUUGCCGUCGGAACUGCCGACGUCCACCUCCGGACGGCAUGCCUGGAAGCAUCCCGUCCCUGGACACGUCCGACGAGCUCGAAGACUUUGGCGUGCAGGCUUCGCUGCGGGGUCUGUGGCUGAAUGCUCCGCUCCAAACCGACACUGGUCCCGGUCCCAACGUGUACCAUCCGUACCAUCACUUGUACGCUGACCCUGCCGAGCGCCACGCGAGUCUUCUGGCCAUCGCUAAGCCCGCGCCGUCGCGCAUGUACACUCAAAUCUUGGAAGACACGCAUGCGAUCCCGUCGUUUCCGCCGUAUGUGGACGUGCGCAUGACGAGCAUGGGUGAGAACGUCAGCAUCAAGUUCUGCCGCGUGUGCGAAAUCACCAACUUUGACCACAAAACCGUGUCGGAUGUGUUCUGGGCCGUGUUCUGGGGCUUUGGCGACGACGACGUCGUGACGAACGCUGGAUUGUGCCGCCGAAAGCGCCUGCUCCAAGUCAACGCGAACGCGCACUACGAGCGCGUGACGUACGCGGUCCCCAACAUGCCGGACGUGCAACUUGAGUCACUGGACGUGGUCACGCGGUCGAGUGACCCGAAUUACACCAUCUUCACGUGGGAGUCGAUCGACCAGGACGACCUUUUUCCCGCGUCCGUCCCCGACUACCACCCGACGUCCACCACGACCAUUCGGCGCGAAGAAAUCGGCAGGUUUGGAUAACUGUACUAGUACUACUAGUACUACCUACUACUGGAUCGAUCUAUUAGUGUCAUGUUUCGCACGGAAUGUGACGCGGACGGCAACAUCCGCACGGUCCUGCGCACGGUGAUUUACUCGCGGCCGUUCGUCCAGACGCUGCCCAAGAAGACGACGAGGGACAUGAACGAACCGUUCGCGCACCUCUACUGCCGCCUCAACGUCCUUGCCGAAGAACACGUGUCGCGGUACCUUCUGCACAAGUUCAUGUCCGCCUAAUACCACAAAAUGUAUGUAUACCGUUGUUCCUGUCAGUAAAUACAGUAUACUACCAGCG